Messenger RNA from Cooperia oncophora, 468 nucleotides. Lineage: Eukaryota; Metazoa; Nematoda; Chromadorea; Rhabditida; Trichostrongylidae. The record is from the annotation of a GenBank genome assembly.
AUGGAUGAAAUGGCGGUGAGAUAUGAUGAAACGGCGAAGUUCCUGCCUCAAGACACACUGGAGAACGAGAAAGCGAGUGAACGGGAGCACUGCUGGCAGGAAUCGGGCAUGCAGCUGGGUAAACAUGGCCGGAGGUGGUUGAAGAACGACGAGUCAUACUGGCCAUACCCAUUGCCGUAUAUUGAACAUCAAACAAGCAUUGAAUGGGCAUGGGUCAUCUGGUGCGGUGUAAAGCCGUUGAAGCUUGUUCGUCGCACCGAUGUGCAGGAAUACCUACGGGUAAUGAAAGAUAUUGUGCGAUCCGUCUUACUGCUCAUUCAGUUUUCGAUUGCAUCUUGCAUCACUUGUUAUGAAUGUAACGCCGUCCAAGGUCAGCAAUGCAGGUACACUGCCGCUUCAUGCCAGUACGGAUUCUUCGGCUGCGUGAAACUCACCGUUUACUCGGGAGGAGUGGAUAAAUGUAAGUGA